AUGGACACGAAAGCAACGAUCGAGCUUGUUGACGAGCUACAGGAGAACAUUGAGGAUCUCGAGGACAAUCUCGGAUCUCUUCUCGGUGGUUCACUCGUCGCUACCAGCAGGAAGCUACCAUUACUUGACCGCGCCAAACUCCAUGUCCUGCUCGUAUAUUCUAUCGAGUCAUUGCUCUUCUCAUAUCUUAGGCUCCAUGGCGUCCCAGUCAAGGAACAUCCAGUCUUCAAGGAGUUGACGAGAGUCAAGCAGUACUUCGAGAAGAUCAAAACAGCUGAAGCGGGUCCAGAAAGUGCUCCACCAGCCGUCACGUUGAACAAGGAAGCUGCAGCAAGAGUUAUCAGGCACGGGCUGGCCGGCAACGAAAAGUACGACCUAGAACGCGCCGAACGUGAAGCACGCGAGAAGGUCCUUGCCAACAGAAAACUGAGAGAACUUGAGUCAAAGAUGAAGGAACAAGCAGCUCAAAACAGUGAACAAGCCAUGAGUGCGACCGAUGCCCUGACACAAGCUGCUCAAUUGGCCGCGGGCCCGCUGCAUCAGCCCCAAGACAGUGCGCCCGACUUGGACAGCGAUGCUGAGACCGGUUCGGACGAGGAAGGUGAGAUAGCAGAAGAGCAGCCUGCGGAGUCCCAACCACAGCAAGGCCAGAAGCGAAAAAGAUCCAGUGCAGCUACGCGCCGAGCCAAACGGAAGAGAGAGGCUGCUUUACCCGGCGCGAAAAGUGAGGAGCAGAUGAACAAGGCCUUGGGCCGACAAUCCGCUCGCAAAGCUAAGAAGGAGGCGAAGAAGGCGGCCAAGCGGUCUGAGCCAGCAGCUGGCUAG
This is a messenger RNA of Cladophialophora yegresii CBS 114405, 825 nucleotides long. RefSeq lists its product as uncharacterized. Bases 1 to 825 code for a protein of 274 amino acids. Gene Ontology annotation, cellular component: exosome (RNase complex); nucleolus. The transcript is spliced from 2 exons. Lineage: Eukaryota; Fungi; Ascomycota; Eurotiomycetes; Chaetothyriales; Herpotrichiellaceae. The record is from RefSeq and is a predicted model, not a curated record. Gene Ontology annotation, molecular function: RNA binding; DNA binding. Gene Ontology annotation, biological process: maturation of 5.8S rRNA; regulation of gene expression.